UGUUUCUGUAAGAUACACAGUGAGGACACGUGCUGAUCAGAGCAGACAGGAAGACAGACGGACGGCCAGAGAGACGCUCUACCUGGACAUGGAUCACCUGUUGCUGCUGUUGCUGCUGAGCUCAGGACUCCAGGCUGAAGGAAGUAACAACCAAAAAGACCCUGUCAGGUUGGUGGGGGGAGACAGUCACUGUGCAGGAACACUGGAGCUGAAACAUGGAGGAAAAUGGAGACCAGUGAGUCAUGGUCCCCCUGACUGGACCCUGCAGGAAGCAGCUGCUUUCUGCAGAGAGCUGGACUGUGGUUCUGCUGUUUCUCUAAGAGUGAGAUAUGAGCCCUCAAGCAGACCUGUGUGGGGUAUCAGCCCUGACUGUGUUCAGUCUGGAUCUCUGAGAGAGUGUGCAAUAGGACUUUCCUCUAUCUCCAGUGUGAAUAUCACCUGCUCAGACUCUGUCAGGCUGGUGGAUGGGACCAGUCUGUGCUCAGGCAGACUGGAGGUGAAGUCUGACCAGUCUAACCAGAGCUGGUCCUCAGUGUGUGAAGCUGACUUUGACCAGCAGGAUGCAGAGGUGGUCUGCAGGGAGCUUGGCUGUGGGGCUCCAUCAGUCCUCCAGGGGGCGCUCUAUGGAGAAGUGGAGGCUCCAAUGUGGACCAAAGAGUUCCAGUGUGGAGGAAAUGAGUCUGCUCUCCUGGACUGUAGAAGCUCAGGCUCAGAUAGAAACACCUGCUCACCUGGCAGAGCUAUUGGACUCACCUGCUCAGAGCCUGUCAGGUUGGUGGGAGGAGACAGUCGCUGUGCAGGACCACUGGAGCUGAAACAUAAAGGAGAAUGGAGACCAGUGAGUACUGUUUACUCUGCCUGGAACCUCAAGGAAGCAGCUGUUGUCUGCAGAGAACUGGACUGUGGUUCUGCUGUUUCUGUAACAAGGAAAAAGAAUUCCACAUAUAGACAUGUGUGGAGCAUCCGCCAUGACUGUGUUCUCUCUGGAUCUCUGAGACAGUGUGCAGCAUCAGAUACGUCUGUAUACAGUUUGGAUAUCACCUGCUCAGACUCUGUCAGGCUGGUGAAUGGGACCAGUCUGUGCUCAGGCAGACUGGAGGUGAAGUCUGACCAGUCUAAGCAGAGCUGGUCCUCAGUGUGUGAAGCUGACUUUGACCAGCAGGAUGCAGAUGUGGUCUGCAGGGAGCUUGGCUGUGGGGCUCCAUCAGUCCUCCAGGGGGCGCUCUAUGGAGAAGUGGAGGCUCCAAUGUGGACCAAAGAGUUCCAGUGUGGAGGAGAUGAGUCUGCUCUCCUGGACUGUAGAAGCUCAGGCUCAGAUAGAAACACCUGCUCACCUGGCAGAGCUAUUGGACUCACCUGCUCAGAGCCUGUCAGUGUCAGGUUGGUCGGAGGAGACAGUCGCUGUGAAGGAACACUAGAACUGAAACAGGUAGAAUGGAGACAAGUGGGUCAUUACUGGAACCUGAAGACAGCAGCUGUUGUCUGCAGAGAGCUGGACUGUGGUUCUGCUGUUUCUGUAAGAAAAGAGGAGUACGCAGUCAGAUCGGUGUGGAAGAUGAACCCUGACUGUCUUCAGUCUGGAUCUCUGAGAGAGUGUGCAGCACCAGGUUACUCUGCCACCAUCUAUAAUCUCACCUGCUCAGACUCUGUCAGGCUGGUGGAUGGGACCAGUCUGUGCUCAGGCAGACUGGAGGUGAAGUCUGACCAGUCUAAGCAGAGCUGGUCUUCAGUGUGUGAAGCUGACUUUGACCAGCAGGAUGCAGAGGUGGUCUGCAGGGAGCUUGGCUGUGGGGCUCCAUCAGUCCUCCAGGGGGCGCUCUAUGGAGAAGGGGAGGCGCCAAUGUGGACCAAAGAGUUCCAGUGUGGAGGAAAUGAGUCUGCUCUCCUGGACUGUAGAAGCUCAGGCUCACAUAGAAACACCUGCUCACCUGGCAGAGCUGUUGGUCUCACCUGCUCAGAGCCUGUCAGAUUGGUGGGAGGAGACAGUCGCUGUGCAGGAACACUGGAGCUGAAACAUGAAGAAGAAUGGAGACCAGUGACAAACUCUCUCUGGACCCUGAAGACAGCAGCUGUUGCCUGCAGAGAGCUGGAUUGUGGUUCUGCUGUUUCUGUAAGCAAGAGAGUGGAGUUCCCAUACAGAUCUAUGUGGCGUACCAGCUCUGACUGUGUUCAGUCUGGAUCUCUAAGAGGGUGUGCAGAAACAGAUUACAAUCGCUUCUUCGUGAAUCUCACCUGCUCAGGCCUGCUGCUUCAGCCCAACAUCUCUGCAACCUCCUCCAUGGACGGGGUCUCCGAAGACAAGUGAAGAGGAAGGAGCUCAGGAAGCAGAGCUUCACCUGUAAAACAUUGACAUAUAUCAUCUCUUCUGUUUGACAGAUACACAUUCGCUGCCAUUUGCUGUUUGUUAUAAAAACAUAAAAUAAAAUGAUGUCCAAUGUUUUCACA
Centropristis striata (black sea bass) is the source of this 2445-nucleotide messenger RNA. Its product is annotated as scavenger receptor cysteine-rich type 1 protein M130-like. Gene Ontology annotation, cellular component: membrane. Lineage: Eukaryota; Metazoa; Chordata; Actinopteri; Perciformes; Serranidae. The record is from RefSeq and is a predicted model, not a curated record. The transcript has 11 exons. The coding region runs from base 89 to 2305 and encodes 738 amino acids.